This is a messenger RNA of Vanrija pseudolonga, 2485 nucleotides long. RefSeq lists its product as uncharacterized. Bases 436 to 2481 code for a protein of 681 amino acids. The record is from RefSeq and is a predicted model, not a curated record. Gene Ontology annotation, cellular component: vacuolar membrane. Gene Ontology annotation, biological process: amino acid transmembrane transport. NCBI's taxonomy places the organism in Eukaryota, Fungi, Basidiomycota, Tremellomycetes, Trichosporonales, Trichosporonaceae. Gene Ontology annotation, molecular function: L-amino acid transmembrane transporter activity. The transcript is spliced from 4 exons.
GCGGUGGAGGCGUCGAUAAUGGCCGCCGCGCGGGGCGGAUUCAAAUCCACGCGACUUUGGUUGUCGGGGGCCGCGUUGAGCGCGUCGUGGGUGGGUGGGCCACGGCGGCGGCGAGUGAGCCAGUGUUGUUGAAUUGUGUGUCUGUUCCUGCCUGCGGUGCGGUGCGCGCGCCAAGUCAAGUGGGCCAAUCGUCGACUUGCGUCGCUCUCGACUUUCUCAUCUUCUCGCCGCCGUCGACCACUCCCUCUCCCAACCCUCGUCACCCCCGUCGACAACAACACCUGCCCCACACAUUGUCGACGCGCCUGACCCUCAACUUACGGCGCGGGCCCGUUUCAGUUUCUACAUUGCCCAUCCACCCUCCUCACCUCCCCCUCCCCUGAAUUAUCAACUUGGAACACUCGAACACCCAGGGCCACCGCCGCCAGUACCCCGAUGGCAAGCUCGCAGCGCUCGUCCCCGCCACCACCACUACGCGUGUCGUCGGCCUCGCAUUCGCGGAGCCACUCGCGAGCGGCGUCGCCGGGCCCGCUGUCGGCCCGAGCGCGCCCCAGUGACGUGGGCUCCUCGCGCCUGUCGCUCUCCCACCCGGCAGAGGACGACCGCGGCGUGGGACCGAGCACCAUCACGCUCACGCGCGGGCGGAGCAUCAGCGGCGGGCGCGCGAGCAUUGCCGACUCGUUUGCCACCGCCGAGGAGGGCGACAAUGACGACGACCUCGACGACAAAGGCUCCGACUUGGACCUCGACGAGCUGGAAGCCGAGCUCCGCGAGUCGGGCUCGGACUCGGAAUCGCCGGGCAAGUCGGCAUCCCUGAGCAGCUUCUCGGACGCGUUCGACUUUGAGUUUGACGAGUACGACGAGGAGGAAGAGGUCAGCGGCGAGGAGAUCGACCCCGCUCAGCCGCUGGUCCGCGGUGGACGCAGAAGACGCAAGUGGGAGCAGGAGCCCGGCGACGGCGACAAAGGCUUGUUUGAGCUCAUUCCGCCAUUGAUCCUCGCCCACCCACUCGCGCUGUUCCCCGCGCUCGCUGCGGUGCCGUACGACUUUCUGCCGGCCGGCGUCGCGCUCUUCGUGCCCGUCUUCUGCGUGCUCGCUGCGCUCAGCCUGUGCGCACACAUUGUCAUCGUCUAUCUCGCAUGGUACCUCAAGGUGUGGAGCUUUGAGGAGGUGUUCGCCAAGUGCGUCGGCGAACGCUUUGGCAAGUAUGGCCUCGGCAUUGGGCGAGCAUUUGUGCUCGUGUCGGUGAUUGGCACGACGAUCGGGUGGCUCGAGAGUGAGUCGGCGCUGUUCCCUCUCAUCAGGCCCAUCGCCGCGACAUACCUCCCCGAAGGCGUGCUGCAGUCGCGUAUUCUCUGGACGAUUGUCGCGAGCAUGGCGCUGCUUCCCGCCAUUGCGCCGUCGCGCGCGCUGCGUUCCCUCCGCAUCAUGCCAAUCAUCCUCGUCACCCUCCUCCCAGUCGUCACGUUCAUCGCGAUUGGCAGAACGUCCGAGAUUCACGACGCCAACGAGGAGGCUGGCGGACACGCCAACAGCACGUCGUUCGUGGGCGACGCUGCCAAGCACAUGACGCACGCGGUGACUCACGCAGUGACUCAUGCUGCGAGCGAGACUGUCUCGAGCGCCACCCUUCUGCGCCGUGGCCUGCGCGGUCUCUCGGCCGGCAAUGCGGGCUCGGGCCUCACUACCAUCGCAGUCUUCUUCACGCCGCACCUUCUCACACUCCCGAUCCACGGCACGCUAGCACGUGCCAAGCGCCAGAAGUUUAUCGUGCCAGUGUUGGCGACAACCGUUAUCCUUGUGGUGCUGGCCCUUCCGCUUGCCCUCGUGCCAUACUAUCUGCUCCCCGCGGCGCCGACCGUUUUCCAGCAGCUGCCAGACGACGACGGCUGGGUCAACUUUGCCCGUGCGCUCAUGUGCGCGAUUGUGCUCGGGUCCGUCAACCUCUGGCUCCUCCGCGGCCGCGACACGGUUCUGUCGGCCCUCGAGGUCGACCGCGCAGAGCGGUACAAGGCUGGUCGUUGGGUCGGCCUCGGUCUGUGGGUUCUAGUGGUCGUCUUUGCGUGCAUCGGCGGCGUCGUUGCCGACAAGAUCCAGAUCUCUGGUGUCAUGGCAACACUGGCCGUGGGCUGGUUGCUACCUUCCGUCUUCUUCAUCAUCACGUUCCACGUCCGCUCCCCGCUCGCCAUCAUCUUCCCCAACCGUGCCGCGGCGCAGGCAGCGGCUGCGGCCGCAGCAGCGACACCAGCGGCGAGCGAGAACCCGUCGCCUGCCCGCGGCGCACCACGCGCGGGGCACACGCGCACCGACAGCUUGCAGGACCCCGCCUCCGACGUGCUCCUCGCGCGCAAGGAGCGGCAGCUGCAGAAGCGCCGCCUCGGCCGCCGGCUGUGGCAGGACAUGGUGGUGUACGUCGGCAUCCUGCCAGUUGGGUGCGUGACGAUUGCGUGGAGCGUGGGGUCGUUCCUGGGUAUUUGGUAGAGUG